Messenger RNA from Oncorhynchus kisutch (coho salmon), 3527 nucleotides. RefSeq names its product receptor-interacting serine/threonine-protein kinase 2-like. The transcript is spliced from 11 exons. Gene Ontology annotation, biological process: regulation of apoptotic process; protein phosphorylation. The coding region runs from base 714 to 2306 and encodes 530 amino acids. Gene Ontology annotation, molecular function: ATP binding; JUN kinase kinase kinase activity. The record is from RefSeq and is a predicted model, not a curated record. Lineage: Eukaryota; Metazoa; Chordata; Actinopteri; Salmoniformes; Salmonidae.
AAAUAGAAAAGUGGGUAGGCUAUUGGACUACAUACCCUAAGCCCCCUGUUUAUAUAGGGAUAUAUAGUAUAUUUCACUAGUGCAGGUUUCCUGACACAGAUGGCAUUUAGAGUCAGUUGGUUGCAGCCCUUCUGCUUGGAAGGAGGGGAAAGGUACAUUAUGUCAACUUUUUAAAAUGAAAUUCCCAACUCUGUCCCCUAUCAGCCCUUUCACUUUUGGUUGAGUUGUCAACUAACAAAAAUAUUCACUAUGUCAUUGUCAUUUAGGUUAAACGUUGGGUGGGAAAAAGACUAAAUGCCCUCAGUUUUCCAAUUAGUUUCCCACGUUGAUUAAACAUUGUCAUGUAGAUUUUGCGGGUUGAAAUCACGUGGGAACUACGUUGGUUCAACCCGUUUUUGACCAACCUGUAGUUGAAUCAGGAGUUGUUCAAGCCAAGUUAUGUCGCUGCCUUUAUCUGUUGUUACGCCAUUGCCAAAAAAAAUGACUUCAUCCCUGAAUUUAUAGCCUACUGUAGCUAGCCAGGAGAUUUCCGUGAACAAAGCAGCCAAUCGUGUCGAUGUACAUACACUUCAGAGCACACGCGGCAACUCGAUGCUUCCUGUUCAAUUUGUCAGUGCAUUGAAAGACAGAUACAUUAAUCCAUGGCAGAGCAACAAGCAAGAUAAAAUAAAGUUGUAUUAUUAUAGUCGACUGGUUUCUGUUCCUACUAUCAGAUGGCGGUGGAAACUGUUCAUCAAGAGGAUGUGCUAAAUGUGAUAUUGUGCCGAACCAGCGCAGGCGGGUGUCUUCAGGGUACUUACAAGAGAACAGAGCUACAGGUGUCAAUCAAGGUCCUCUCAUCUCGCACUGCAGGUGGAAGUAAGUGGACUGAGUGGAUGAGAGAUGUGGCUGUGGUCAGACAAGUCCAUUCAGAGCGGGUUUUGGUUCCUCUGGGUGUGUACGAGGCCUGGUGUCUGAUGGGCCUGCUCUAUGACUGGAUGCCUGAGGGCUCUCUACACUCUCUACUAUACCAGACCCAGCUGUAUCCAGGUCUACCCAUGAGUUUCAGGCUAGGCAUCCUAUUAGAUGUGGCAGAGGGGUUGUGCCACCUCCACUGCAUACCACUCCCCCACCAGGCCCUGAAACCCACCAAUGUUCUCCUGGACCAGCAGUACCGGGCCAAGGUGAGUGACUGGGGCCUGCCCAGGGAGUGGAGGGUUGGCUACUCUCUCUCUGCUGGAGGGGGUCCCUGCUUCAGGGACUUGGUGUACCUGUCUCCUGAGGCCCUGACUGGCACCACACCCACUGUGGAGGCAGACAUGUACAGCUUUGGUGUGUUGCUGUGGGAGACGUUGAACAGAAGACCACCAUGUGAAGAUUUGCUCCAGCUGCUUUCAGGUGGUGAUAGGAUUGGUUCAGGCCUGAAGGAUGAGCUGCUACCCAAUCAUGUACCCCACUGCCAUACCCUCUCUCAGCUGAUGACCAACUGCUGGAGCACUAACCCACACAGCCGUCCAACAGCAGAGGACUGUGCACUGGAACUGAGGAGCGUCAUAGCAACCUUUGAUCCCGAUGCCAUGACAAGGGCUACCCUCAGGGUGAGGGAAAGCAAGGAGAGGGCGCUACAUGACUCUAAAAUACAUCCUGUGAAGGACAUUCCCAUUGAGAUAAACAACCUAGAAGCCUGCGCUGGUUCCAGAGACACUAAAUGUGUGGGCAACAAGACACUGCCCUUUCCACAGACUUCCUGUCCUAGUGAAACACUCUCUAAUCCCACUACAGCCAUAUAUACAGGGGAAGCACCCCAGAGGAAGCACUGUCAGGACUGUGUGUCUGGCUCUGUGGUGUCUUCCACCAGUCCCAGAUGUCCCAGCAUCGGACCGGGUCCUGAGCAUUCCAGAGGGACAGGAGGCGUCUCCCAGGGACAGAGACACAGCCCACCACCCCCACUCUCCUCCAGUCCCUCCAAAGCCCUCAGACAGAGCCCUCUCAACCAGCCCACUGCCAGCUCCCAUGCUGCACGGUGUGUGUGUGCGACUCCGGUGGCAGUGAGCUAUUGUCGUAUGCUGCGCGAGAGACGUGAAGGCAUCAUUCGAGGCAUGACGGAGGGACGACUCAACAACCUGCUGGAUGUGCUCAUCUCACGGCGAGCCCUUCCCCCAGAGGCCUUUGAGGUCAUCUCUGCCUCUCUGACACUGACCUCUCGCACACGCUCCCUACUGGACACCUGUGCCUGUCAGGGGGAACAUGCAGCUUCCCUGGUAGCUACCACCCUCGGUCUGAUAUCCAUUGCCACCAAUCGUGGCCCUCCACAGAUGCCUCACUGAAGGUGGAUGGAUGGUUAUUAGAAUGGGGGGUUGUGUAGUGAAGGGUCCCUAACCAAAUGUAUCUGUUCACGGUUUAUCAUGUCAUACUGUAUCUCAGAGAGUGUCAAUUGAGACUGGAGCCUUGGAAUGAAGAGCUGAGUAACCCUAACCAAAUCUAUUCUAUACUCACUCAGGUCUAAUACAGACCACGGUCAGUCAGAGUGAAUAUCAAUUGGAGAACCUGAGAUUCCUAAUUUCAUCAGAACAGCUGCAAUGACUCAUCUAUAUCCAUAGAGAUCCAUGUUGGGGACACACCUGUCCAUGCCUUUGAUAAGUCUGAGUAUUCAAUCAGAGUGGUGCUACCUCUGAAGUUGAUGUCAAUCAAACGUUUGAUUAGAGGAAGCUUCUGUGACAGUCAAAUGAUAGAAACAAUCGUGUUGGAGAGAAACCAAUGAAAGUGAAUAGCUGUGUGGAUGAUUCAUCUGCUUUGAUCAUGUUUAUGACCCAUCACUAGCGAUAAUGAGUGUUAACUAUGUGUUGAGGGACUACUGAGCUAGCACACAGAACACAGUUUGUUCUAUAUUAUAUGCUACAUUUAUUGUGUUGUGUUGUGACUUUUGACCCUCUCUCUGCUCUGUGGGUUAUUGUGUGGUGCCACAAUGUUGCUCGUCUUUUGACAGCCUGUUUGUAAAGUACAUAUUGUAUGAAACUAUAUGUUCAAAAUAGUUUGGAUUGUCCUGUUCAGCACUUUCUGACUUGGUAUCUUGAAACAAGAUUAUUAUUUGUUGGUUUAUCAGAUAAAAUAACUGAACUUGAGUCUCAUUUUAUGACACUUUUGUUGGUUAUUUGUGUUUGUAAACCUGUUAAAUCCUUGAACCUAUAGGUCAUUGUCACAUUCCCCUGAGGGUACCUUUUGAUUUUGUUGCCCAUCUCGCCUUUUAACAGUGCAUGUCUAAUUGCAUGUCUGGUGUUCACACUGCACCACCGGCUUCACACAGUACCAAUUGUAACACAAGUAGAGUCUAAAGACGUUUAUGUACUAAAAGGGUAAAAAAAAAGGGGUCUUGUCCAAUGAGAGGCCCAGUGAAGUAUUGGCCAUAGUGUACAGAUUUUGUUGUUGUUGGUCUGUUUAACAUCAUGCUGAGAACAGAAGACAGUACUUUCCCCAAGCACUGUCUGUGAAUAGCCUAAUGAUUGGAAUAUUUGGAGUUGUAUAAUAAAGUAAAUUAAUAUAUAACGACA